AUGGAUAAUGGAAGAAGUCCACUCUGGAUCAUGCGGAAACAAUUCGAGAACUUCGCCAAAAAUGCAAAAAAUGCACGAUGGAUAAUGGAAGAAGUCCACUACUAUCCAUCAACCGGCAGAUGUUCUCCCAUCGAUCUCGGCACCAUAUCCAUUCAUGCGAUGGUCGAUGGACAUAGUCGGACCCAUGCACAGGUCAAAGCAAAAAUGAUUCUUGUUAAGUUUAACGGAUUUUUCUCAAAAUGGGUCGAAGCCGAUUCCUACGGAAGCAUCAAAGAUGCCCAAGUCGAAAGUUUUGUGUGGAGAAACAUUGUCUGCAGACACGGUGUCCCGUACGAAAUCGUAAUGGACAAUGGAUCCCAAUUUAUUUCGACCAGAUUCGAGGCCUUCUGCGAAAAAUGGAAGAUACGAUUGACCAAAUCAACUCCUAGAUACCCACAAUGCAACGGCCAGGCAGAAACAAUUAACAAGACCAUCCUUGAUUGGAUUAAGAAACGAUUGGACGCUAAAAAGGGUAGAUGGGCCGAAGAACUCGAAGGAGUCUUGUGGUCACAUCGCACGACUCCGAGAUGCGCCACGGGAGAAACUCCAUUCCCUCUCGUUUAUGGAAGCGAAUGUAUGAUCCUAGCAGAAGUCGAAUUCCUCGGAGUACGCAGAAGAUUACUCCCAGAACGAGAAGAUUCAAACAAUCUAAUGUUGCUGGAUGAGCUCGAUCUCAUCAAAGAAUGA
Brassica oleracea var. oleracea is the source of this 726-nucleotide messenger RNA. RefSeq lists its product as uncharacterized. Gene Ontology annotation, molecular function: nucleic acid binding. Gene Ontology annotation, biological process: DNA integration. The record is from RefSeq and is a predicted model, not a curated record. NCBI's taxonomy places the organism in Eukaryota, Viridiplantae, Streptophyta, Magnoliopsida, Brassicales, Brassicaceae. Bases 1 to 726 code for a protein of 241 amino acids. The transcript has a single exon.